AUGGCACGUAUGAUUCGUGAUGGUUCUGGUAUAGUCUGCUUAACCAUUACCGAUGAUUUAGCAGAUCACCUUGAACUCCCACCGAUGGUUCAGGACAAUUCAAGUCAAUUUAAAACGGCUUUUACCAUCACCAUUGAAGCAGCACAAGGUGCGUUUCUGCAAAAGACCGUACCACUACUAUUCAUGCUGCAAUUAAAACAGGUGCUGUCGCAAGCGAUCUGA
Molecule: messenger RNA, 222 nt
Organism: Oppiella nova
Lineage: Eukaryota; Metazoa; Arthropoda; Arachnida; Sarcoptiformes; Oppiidae
Source: the annotation of a GenBank genome assembly